AUGACGACCGCAGGAGAUCGUUUCGUGACACAACAUAGAUAUCAGAACUCGCAAAUUGAUCUAGACGAGCCCGACAUUCCGAAUGGACAAGGAUUUCGAGAGAGUUGCAAUCCCAGGCAGCCACAGCAGGCUACACUGAUGGAUUGGUGGCCUCCAGAUUUCCGUGAUCAGGAGGCUUCAGUUGAAAAUGGUUAUGUUCAAAAUAAUUAUAAUCGAGGCUAUCAAAAUCAUUUUCAAGGGCAGAUCCGACACCGGGAACGAUUUGGCGGCCAAAACCAAGCCCCUUUUCGUCCUCAACGACGACAACAACAGCAACGAUCAGGUAAUCAAUACCCGACACAGCAGCAGAGAGUGCCGCCGAAUAAUACGGUGACCUCGAAACCACCACUGACAAAAAGUUUCUUUAGACGUCAACGUCGAAAUAGAAAUAGAUUUCAAGCUGCUGAGGCUACGAAUGAAAACUUGCUGUUGGGCAAUAAUAGGUUUGCCACUCUAGCUGAAUUCGACGGUCAAAACGAUAACGACGUUGAUCGAAAUCAGGAGCAGACAACGGCAGCGAAUAUGCCCACAGUUUCUAGUCGUCCUGCUAGAAAGCAGAAAAAACAACCCCGUCAUUUGGUGGUGGAAGACGAAGACAAAGGACAGGAGCCCUUAUCGAAAGCGGUGCCCCUUUGCGAUAAUGAUAAAAAAUUCAAAAAUCGGCCUUAUUUAGAGCCCGUUCGUACCCGUGCUCAUUUGAAUACAUUAGCCGAACGAAAUAAGAACGCUGUUGCCCGACAUGUUAUUAGAUAUUGUGUUGAGGCAGCUCCGUUUUUUGACAAAUGGGUGUGUGACCAGUAUGAGUAUCAAGUCUGGCAAAAGUUUCAGAAGCUAGGUUCUGAUACCGAUUCGGAUCACGCUCAUUGGGCGCAGGAGAUCGUCAAGCGAACAAAGACGCGAGACUCCCGAAUCAAUAAAGAGUUUUGUGUCACUCAAAUGACCAGACUCCAAAAAAGUAUUCUGACCGCUAGCAACGAGGUGACUCGUUCGCAAGGCGAGUUAGCUGCAUUCGCACCAGCAAUGUUGCCUGCGCAAACGUCUCGAUCCUCGAGCGCCGAUGUUGCACAAUCGCAACCUGAGCAGACCGUCACAGGCCAGAUUUUGUUUGCUGACGAAAUUCUUCAUAAAUACAUCCAGGUUCAGACUCAUUAUGUAGCCAAGAAAUGUGCUACUCGUGUCGCGAUUGCAGUGGCUGAACAAGCUGAAUACACAGCCCUGCAAUUGUUUGAGAAUCGGACAACCGCACAUCAAAAGACGCAUGCUGCUGUGUUGAAAGCGAAAUUCGAAGUCCUUCGUAUGAAAUCUUGGUUUUCCACACACCUGGUUUGCAGGAAUUUUAAUGGAAUUUUCAUAUGCAUUUCACCUGAUUAUAAACUCUUUCAGUUGUUCAAAUCUUUUUUUACCUCUGUUCUGGCUAUUAUAGUCGGGGAGAAAAAUUAUAAAUAAAGGUGAACCUAUAAUUUUGGCUAGUACCGUAUUUAACGAAUACAUUAAACAAAAUUCAGUUUCCCAAUUUCGUUCACCACACAAUUUUCUGAAACUGCCCCCGAUAUUUAUACGACGAGUAAAAUUGGGUGAGAGUGUUGAUGAUGGGUGUUUGCGUUUUGUUUAGAUUUCCUUAAAUAUAUAGGCUGUCGAAUAUGUCGUUUUUUAUAAGUGUUUUUCAACAUGAUAUGCGCUGCGUAUGCCAAUUAAUGGAUUCUGAGCAUAUCUGUUUAAGAAUAUUAAUAAAACCGAUAUAAGCCACGUAUAACUCACGAUACAGUUUGUAUAGAUCGGUAGUUAUAAGGUGGGCGAUUUGAAAUGUUAUUAUUUUGUUUUUGUUAUUCUGUAAUAACGUUGAUCGAGGAAUGAAAAUGUAAUAAAAAUUCUCUCUAAUCAAAUGAUUAUGAGUAAAGUCUCAUGUAUUAAUGUCCCUGGAAUCUAAAAUAAAUUCCAAGGUCACAUUAUUCAUUUGAAGAAGGAGCAAUUCCAACAUUCGGAUUCCAAAAUCGCGUUUCCAGUUAAUUGAUCAAACAUCAGGAGUCAAAUAAAAACAAAAAAUCGACACGAUGUCCAUAUUGAAUUACGCGUAGCGGACAUGCAUAAAAUAUGUCCACAGCAGAAUUAACUGCCUGUAAUUUUAUGUCGUUAUAUAUAAAUAUACUGCUGUAGCAACUUUUAGUGGUUAUAUGUAGUAGCUCCUAGUAUUUGUGUAAUACUAUUCAGUAAUUCUGUGAUACGUGCGAAAUUAACUAAUUGGGUGUUAUUCCUUUACAAGAGUUUUCUAUCUUUGGGUCACUUUGGACUUUUUAGUGUUAAUUUUUUGACUCUAUCUGUGUUAUCAGAGAUAAUGAAUUGGCAUUCUUAAUUAAGACUUCUUCAUUUUUUGCUUCAUUCUUCAUUUUUUGUCUUUAUUUUUCUCUGUACUUGUCUUUUUUAUGUUGUCCUUGUCACUUGUUUUUAUAUGUAUUUCUUGUCCUGUCCUUUGUCCGCAGUCAAUGAUGUAAAGAUACAAU
Didymodactylos carnosus is the source of this 2537-nucleotide messenger RNA. Lineage: Eukaryota; Metazoa; Rotifera; Eurotatoria; Philodinida; Philodinidae. The record is from the annotation of a GenBank genome assembly.